Messenger RNA from Choloepus didactylus (southern two-toed sloth), 3810 nucleotides. It is a transcript of the gene SLITRK4, whose product is annotated as SLIT and NTRK like family member 4. Gene Ontology annotation, molecular function: protein binding. The record is from RefSeq and is a predicted model, not a curated record. Gene Ontology annotation, biological process: axonogenesis; positive regulation of synapse assembly; regulation of presynapse assembly. Gene Ontology annotation, cellular component: glutamatergic synapse; membrane. The coding region runs from base 109 to 2622 and encodes 837 amino acids. Lineage: Eukaryota; Metazoa; Chordata; Mammalia; Pilosa; Megalonychidae. The transcript is spliced from 2 exons.
GAAAACGCAGCGCGGAUCGCGGCGCCGCGGGCCCUGCGCGAGCCGCCGGGCUCCAGAGAUUAUUUCUCUUUAUUCAGAAGCAUAAAGUUGUUUGCUGAUUGCAAGAAGAUGUUUCUUUGGCUCUUUCUGGUUUUGUCAGCCCCGAUUUCUUCGACAAAUGCAGAUUCUGACAUAUCGGUGGAAAUUUGCAGUGUGUGCUCCUGCAUGUCAGUUGAAAAUGUGCUCUAUGUCAACUGUGAGAAGGUUUCAGUCUACAGACCAAAUCAGCUGAAACCACCAUGGUCUAACUUUUAUCACCUCAAUUUCCAAAACAACUUUUUAAAUAUCCUCUAUCCAAAUACCUUCUUGAAUUUUUCACACGCAGUAUCCCUGCAGCUGGGAAAUAAUAAACUGCAGAACAUUGAGGGAGGAGCCUUUCUUGGGCUGAGUGCAUUAAAGCAGUUGCACUUGAACAACAAUGAAUUAAAGAUUCUCCGAGCUGACACUUUCCUUGGCAUAGAGAACUUGGAGUAUCUCCAGGCUGACUACAAUUUAAUCAAGUAUAUUGAACGAGGAGCCUUCAAUAAGCUCCACAAACUGAAAGUUCUCAUUCUUAAUGACAAUCUGAUUUCAUUCCUGCCUGACAAUAUUUUCCGAUUCGCAUCUUUGACCCAUCUGGAUAUACGAGGGAACAGAAUCCAGAAGCUCCCGUAUAUCGGAGUUCUGGAACACAUCGGCCGUGUCGUCGAAUUGCAACUGGAAGAUAACCCUUGGAACUGUAGCUGUGAUUUGUUGCCUUUAAAAGCUUGGCUGGAGAACAUGCCAUAUAAUAUUUACAUAGGAGAAGCUAUCUGUGAAACUCCCAGUGACUUAUAUGGAAGGCUCUUAAAAGAAACCAACAAACAAGAAUUAUGCCCUAUGGGCACAGGCAGUGAUUUCGAUGUGCGCAUCCUGCCACCAUCUCAGCUGGAAAACGGCUACACCACUCCCAACGGUCACACCACCCAAACGUCCUUGCACAGAUUGGUUACCAAACCACCGAAAACAACAAAUCCUUCCAAGAUCUCUGGAAUCGUGGCGGGCAAAGCCCUCUCCAACCGCAGUCUCAGUCAGAUUGUGUCUUACCAGACCAGGGUGCCUCCUCUGACACCUUGCCCAGCCCCUUGCUUCUGCAAGACCCAUCCCUCGGAUUUGGGACUGAGUGUCAACUGCCAAGAGAAAAACAUACAAUCCAUAUCCGAACUGAUACCGAAACCUUUAAAUGCCAAGAAGUUGCACGUCAACGGCAAUAGCAUCAAAGACGUGGACGUCUCAGACUUCACUGAGUUCGAAGGACUAGAUUUGCUCCACUUAGGCAGCAAUGAGAUUACAGUGAUCAAGGGAGAUGUAUUCCACAACCUCACUAAUUUACGCAGGCUGUAUCUCAAUGGCAAUCAGAUAGAAAGGCUAUAUCCUGAAAUAUUUUCAGGCCUUCACAACCUGCAGUACCUGUAUUUGGAAUACAAUUUGAUUAAGGAAAUCUCGGCAGGCACCUUUGACUCGAUGACGAAUUUGCAGUUACUGUACUUAAACAAUAAUCUACUAAAGAGCCUGCCUGUUUACAUUUUUUCCGGAGCGCCCCUGGCGAGACUGAACCUGAGAAACAACAAAUUCAUGUACCUACCUGUCAGCGGAGUCCUCGAUCAGCUGCAGUCCCUUACACAGAUUGACUUGGAGGGCAAUCCUUGGGACUGCACCUGUGACUUGGUGGCAUUAAAAUUGUGGCUGGAGAAGUUGAACGACGGGAUUGUCGUGAAAGAACUGAAAUGCGAGACGCCCGUUCAGUUUGCCAACAUUGAGCUGAAGUCCCUCAAAAAUGAAAUCUUAUGUCCCAAACUCUUAAACAAGCCAUUGGCACCAUUCACGAGCCCUGCACCUGCCAUUACAUUCACCACCCCGCUGGGGCCCAUUCGAAGUCCUCCUGGGGGCCCCGUGCCACUGUCCAUCUUAAUCUUGAGUAUCUUAGUGGUCCUCAUUCUAACUGUGUUCGUGGCUUUCUGCCUUCUGGUUUUCGUGCUGCAACGCAACAAGAAACCUACGGUGAAGCACGAAGGCUUGGGGAAUCCCGAGUGUGGCUCCAUGCAGCUGCAGCUGCGGAAGCAUGACCACAAAACCAAUAAAAAAGAUGGACUGAGCACAGAAGCUUUCAUUCCACAAACCAUAGAACAGAUGAGCAAGAGCCACACCUGUGGCUUGAAAGAGGCCGAAACCGGGUUCAUGUUUGCAGAUCCUCCAGGACAGAAAGUCAUUAUGAGAAAUGCUGCCGAAAAGGAGAAAGAUUUAUUACACGUGGAUACCCGAAAGAGACUGAGCACAAUUGAUGAGCUGGAUGAAUUAUUCCCUAGCCGGGAUUCCAAUGUGUUUAUUCAGAAUUUUCUUGAAAGCAAAAAGGAGUACAAUAGCAUAGGUGUCAGUGGCUUCGAGAUCCGCUAUCCGGAGAAACAGCAAGACAAAAAAAACAAGAAGUCGCUGAUAGGAGGCAACCACAGUAAAAUUGUUGUGGAGCAAAGGAAGAGCGAGUAUUCUGAACUGAAGGCAAAACUUCAGAGUUCCCCUGACUACCUACAGGUCCUGGAGGAGCAGACAGCUUUGAACAAGAUCUAGGUCAUGCAAUCUUGCUUAAUACAGAGGACAUUUAUUUAAUGAUGAAAGUGCCUUUUGUUGACUUAAAACUUCCAAAUACUAUAUUAGCAAUAGGCAUAGAGGCAGGUGUUUCCAAGGGUGUCUCAUUAACUGUAGCUGCAGAGAUGUGUGAAAUAGAAACGAAUUUCCUUAAUAGAUUUUACUACAUAAAACCUAUACUGUGGAGUCCUGUGGGGAUACUGCAAACUCUAUUGCCAAAGGGAUGCUUUAUACAUAUAAUACACUGAAUUUAACCUCAAGAGGCAAAUCUGUUUUGUACCCUAGAUGCAAAACCUUCGUCUCUUUGUGCUUUGUAAAGCAAACUGAAGAAAACUGGUACCAGUGUUCGUACCUCAGCUGGGUCCCUCAUCUUGCAUGUCGAUUAUGUCGGUGGAACUGGAAUAAUCCUUUUGAUUUGUGGCAUUGUUAACAACUCUGUGUAAAGAUUAUCGGAAAAGUUAACAAAAAAAAAGCAUGCAAAGAGAGAACUUUCGAUAGCAUUUGUAAAUCAGAACCUUUAUGGCCUGCAUCUUGAAACCGCUGGAUUUAUAAUGUUAAAUUGUGCAAAUAUUUGUUUAAAAUAUACCAUGCAUUACAUAACUAUAAAAUAAAUUUGAACACUUUAAGCAUUAACUGUCUAUACAUAAAAAAUUCAGAGAAAAAAAAUCAACGUGAGUUACAUAGCAUUUGUGGUGAUCUGAAGAAAUACGUGAUGUUUAUCAGAAUUAAACAUGACUCAAAUUAAACUAACACUAGAGUUUGUUCUCAGUUAUGUGAAAUACCCACAAUCCUUAAAGGUUGUCCAAAAUUAGCAAAGUGCUUACCGUGUGAGCGCACCCAAAGCUAUUUUUGUAACAUAAUUCAUAUUUAUGAAGUACUUUGUAUACUAAAUAGGAAAAUAUGUACUCCUUAAUAUGUAUUUAAUAUGCCUGACUUGUUUUCCUGAUCACAGUGAACUUAUCAAUAAGUAUAAAUGUAGACAGGAAAAUUAUACCAAACUGAAACUGAAGCUGAUAUGUAUAGAAGUCCUGGACAUUGUGAUCAGGUAUAAUUUUAAAACAAGAAAAACAACAAAAAAUGAAAAAAGCAAAACAAAAAUACAAAAAAAAAAAAACAGUUCUGUGCUAUCCUUGUGAAAUUAGCAUAUUAUCUUCAGAUUUGUUGCCAGUU